This is a messenger RNA of Australozyma saopauloensis, 1980 nucleotides long. RefSeq names its product ERMES complex Ca(2+)-binding regulatory GTPase. The coding region runs from base 1 to 1980 and encodes 659 amino acids. The transcript has a single exon. NCBI's taxonomy places the organism in Eukaryota, Fungi, Ascomycota, Pichiomycetes, Serinales, Metschnikowiaceae. Gene Ontology annotation, biological process: mitochondrion organization; small GTPase-mediated signal transduction. Gene Ontology annotation, cellular component: mitochondrial outer membrane. Gene Ontology annotation, molecular function: GTP binding; calcium ion binding; GTPase activity. The record is from RefSeq and is a predicted model, not a curated record.
AUGUCUCUACGGAUCGUCGUGUGCGGCGACGACACCGUCGGCAAGUCCAGUCUCAUCGCAGCGUUCACAAAAGAGGAGUUUGUCUCCAGUGUCCCGGGAAUCAUCCCCCCAAUCGUCAUUUCGAAGGAAGACUUCGAAACACAAAGAGACGCCUCUGACGAGGGUGAUCUCAACCUCCUGUCCCUCUCGGACCAUUUGCCGGACAAAACCGUAAUUGUAGAUACACGUGCCACAGACCAGGCCGCCCUCAGUCGGGAAUUGAAGCAGGCCGAUGUGAUCUUGUUGGUCUAUCUGGAUCACUACACAUACGAACGAGUGUCGCUUCAUUGGAUGCCGAUGUUUCGUGCCAUGGGUGUCAAUGUGCCCAUCAUCGUGUGUGAGAAUAAGUGCGAUGCUGUAGAGAAAUCGUCGUCGUCGUUUAAACACAUCCGGUCCGAUGAGUUCAUGCCUUUGAUCUCGGACUAUAAGGAAAUAGAGGCGUGUUUGCGUUGUAGUGCCAAAACAAACAGGAAUGUUGUCGAGGCGUUUUAUUUGUGUCAGCGGGCGUUUACCCAUCCUAUCUCGCCGAUUUUCGAUUCCAAAGAGGGGAGUUUGAAAGCCGCCGCGGUCGAGGCCUUGAAACGUAUUUUUUUCCUCUGUGAUGGCGAUCAAGAUGGACUUCUCAACUUCAAAGAAUUCUCAGAUCUACAUAUGAAAUGCUUCUCUCGGCCUGCCUCGCAGGAGCAGUUCGACGACAUCCUCCAGACAGUGGACGCCAUCAUUCUUCCAGAAGACUCGACAGCCAGUUCCACCCGAGGCAUUUCUGAAAACGCGUUUAUCAUUUUGAAUAAAAUAUAUGCUGAAAAGGGUCGCCAUGAGACUAUUUGGGGUAUCUUCCGGGCCUUUCACUACACUAACUCGCUCUCUUUGAAUGACAAGUUUCUCUAUCCAAAGAUAGAAAUCAACCAGAAAUCAAGUGUUGAGCUCAGUCCAACAGGCUAUAGAUUCUUUGUUGAUCUAUUCAUCAAGUUUGACAAGGACAACGACGGAGGCCUAAGUGAGGUUGAGUUGAAUAAUUUGUUCGUCCCGACUCCUGGCAUCCCGAAGUUGUGGACCGAAACACAAUUUCCUUCCUCGAUCGUCUGCACUGAAAAAGGCUAUGUGUCUCUUCAGGGUUGGUUAGCACAAUGGAACUUGACAACGUUCUUAGAUCAUAAGACCACUCUUGAAUACUUGGCCUAUUUGGGAUUUGAUGAGGGAAAUUCCACCAAGGCCAUUAAAGUGACCAAGCCUAGGAAACUCCGGCAGAAGCAAGGGAAGCAGUACCGUGGUCCAGUGACUGAUCGCAAUGUCUUUAACUGUUAUAUUAUCGGAGCUCCAAAAUCUGGAAAAACAUCUCUUCUCGAAUCUUUCAUUCACGGAACUUUCAGCGACAUCUAUCUGCCAACGAUCAAGCCAAAGGUAUGUGUCAAGGACAUAGAACUUCGUGGUGGAAAGCAAUGUUACUUGAUCUUAGAGGAACUCGGGGAACUCGAGCCCGCCAUAUUAGAGAACCAGAAGCGCCUUGAUCAAUGCGAUGUGAUUUGCUACACCUACGACUCAUCGGAUCCUGACCUGUUUCAAUACUUGGUGGAUUUAAGAGAGAAGUAUCACAAGCUCUUGGACGAUGUGCCAUCCGUCUUCGCCGCGCUUAAAGCAGACUUAGACAAGCAGCAGCAGAGAAGUGAUGUUCAACCCGAAAACUACACACGAGAUCUAUUUCUCAGUUCACCAUCGCAUAUUUCGAGCUCCUGGACUACGUCUAUUCAUGAGCUUUUCAUUCAACUAGUGGACGCUGCGCAGGUCCCCAGCACAGCCACCCCAGGCCUCGAAACACAUCCAGACACAAAAGACUUUGAAAAUGUCAAGCCCGUGGUAAUUGCCGGAGGCGCGAUAGCGGUGAUGGCCAUUUUUUCUGUGUGGAUUUUCCGUAGCGCACAGCGGCAAUCUUCAUCCAUGUGA